AUGGGGAAAGAAAGUGAAAAUGCAAUUUGGAUUUCCCCUUGUGACACUCAGAAGGCCUUUAAGUCUCCAUUCAGUGGAUUAGGGAGUCUCAGUGAAGUUCAGAACAGAGUGCAUCUAGAACUAGACACACCCCUCUUUGCAAGAAAGUGUGUGAAGGACAAAAGGGGAUCCGCCUGUGAGCAAACAAAAAGUGUGGAAACUGAAGUGAAAUCUGAUCACGUGCCAGGAAAAAAACGUGAAGCAAGAAAACCUAGAGUAACGAUUAACCUUGACCAGCCUGAGUCAGGGCGAUUAUGUGACAACAACGUUAGUGGGUCAAAGCCUGGGGGCGCCUUUGCUAAUGGAGUAUGUACAGAGGCUGGGGGUCAGGGAGACGCCCUUGAGACUUCUGGAGAGAGCAGCCUACAGCAGCUGGACACAGAUGAAGAGGACCAGGGGACCGGAAUUAACGGAAAAGAAGGCGUUGAGUCCCUAGCGCAAACACCAUGCAGUUUCAGCUCCUCCCUGUGCUUCAGCUCCGGGGACGAGUCUCCACCGCAGUCUUGUGCAACCGCGUCUUCCGCGGCGGCGGAGGACAUACCAGCCUCCCCAUCUUCUCUCGGAGGAAGCCGGGUGGUGAAGAGUCAGUGGGAAAUUUGCAGCGCUAGUGCCACGUCCGAAGAACUUGCGCAGCAAGAGGCGGCGCCGAGGGAGCCGGGGGAGAGCCUAACGCCGCAGCCUCCGCCUGUCACUUAUUGUGUCCAGACUGGAGGCCCGCCCGGAGAAGCGCCGCCUGCGCCGCCAGGCGGCGGGCUAGCGGAGGAACCGGACUUGGUGAUCGAGGUGGCCGGACGCCGCAUCCAGGCGCACAAAACAGUACUGGCCGCCAAGAGCGAUUACUUUAGGGCGCGUUCGUCGCGGGAGAUUCUGCGCAUCAAGGGUGUGAGUUACGUGGCGCUGCGGCUGCUGGUGGACUAUCUGUACACUGGGCGCAUGGGGGAUGUGCGGCAGGACAACGUCGCCGAGGUGGUAGCUGGCGCUCGCUUCCUGCAGAUGCCCUGCGCCGUGCAGUGCGCCAUGGACGCCAUGAGGACGCAGAUCACUCUUGCCAACUGCUACCAGGUACUGUGCCUGGCCAAGCAGCAGCGGCUUGGUGAACUCAGGGAGGCCGCCUAUCGCUUCAUGAGUGACCACUACCUCGAAGUGCUGCGCGAGCCGGCCGUCUAUGGCCGCCUGACCGGCGCGGAGAGAGACCUCAUUCUGCAACGCAGACUGCAGAGCGGCCGCGGCUGCCUCCUGGCGGCGGAAAUCAACGACGUCUUCGAGCGUGUGGGCAGUCGGCCGCAGAGCCGGGAGAAGGACGAGGAUGGCCACAGCGACUCUGUCAUCUACUACUACCAGGAAGCGGACAAAGAGUGGCGGAUCCUGACUCGGCUUCCCGAGGGCGCCAACGCCAAGGGCUGUGCCAUGUGCGUGCUCUACAACUACCUCUUUCUGGCAGGGGGCAUCCUGCAGGGGGGGCCCGAGGGGCGCGCCCGCCUCUCAGACAAGGUGUUCUGCUACAAUCCGGUGACUGACAGCUGGAGCACAGUGCGACCCCUGGGCCAGCCUCGCUCGCAGCUCAAACUGCUGGCCCUGGACGGCUAUUUAUAUGCUGUAGGCGGCGAGUGUUUGUUCAGCGUCGAGCGCUAUGACCCGCGCACCGACCGCUGGACUUCCGUGGCCCCACUGCCCAAGGGCGCCUUCGCUGUAGCCCACGAAGCUACCACCUGCAACGGGGAGAUUUACGUGUCUGGGGGAUCGCUCUUCUACCGUCUGCUCAAAUACGAUCCCCGGCGCGACGAGUGGCAGGAGUGCCCGUGUAGUAGUAGCCGCAAGCGGUCAGCCGACAUGGUGGCCCUCAAGGGCUUCAUCUAUCGCUUCGAUCUUUGCGGGGGCCGCGGCGAUCUCCAGGCGGUGGCCGCUACGAGCGGAGGGGUCAAUGUCUUUCGCUAUCACUGCCUGGCCAAGCAGUGGAGUCAAUGUGCCUCGAACCUGCGGCCUCCGGGUGGACUCUCGGGCCUACAGCCUUUCCGGUGCGCGGCCUUAGAAGGCACCAUCUACUGUGUGAACCGUGCGGGCACUUGGCGCUUUGUCCUCUCCCAGGAUGGAGAGCCUGGAGACGAUGGAGGCCAGAAGGGCAACUUCGAGCUGGAAUUGCUCAAAGCCCCGUUCGAUGCCCGAGGCGUGCUUUUCCCAUUUGUGCUCACCUUGCCUGAAAAGCUGGACAAAGGGGAACAGGGGACUGCAUAG
Chrysochloris asiatica (Cape golden mole) is the source of this 2271-nucleotide messenger RNA. It is a transcript of the gene KBTBD11, whose product is annotated as kelch repeat and BTB (POZ) domain containing 11. The coding region runs from base 1 to 2271 and encodes 756 amino acids. The record is from RefSeq and is a predicted model, not a curated record. Lineage: Eukaryota; Metazoa; Chordata; Mammalia; Afrosoricida; Chrysochloridae. The transcript is spliced from 6 exons. Gene Ontology annotation, molecular function: protein binding.